AUGACUGUCACGGGCAUUCACAAGUUCUACGAACCUGCCGUUCUUCUCAACGCCCUCAACUUUACCGAGAGGGAGGCAGCUCCGCCUGGGGACUUUGACGCAACAAUUGACACAACGGAUCCGCGGCAGCUUUUCCAAGCCUUUGUCUACAAGCUGGGACACGUUUGUGACAGCCAGAAAGGCAACUAUGGGGCAACCAUCACUUCGUUCUGCGUCUUGAAGGAUGAAGAGAAGGACGGUGCUGCUCACUACUGGUUCGCCUCCAACCAGAGAACUCCCGAUGAGCUGGAGGCUACGGCUGAGUACAUGAGGGAGCUUCUUGGCAAAGUUGGGGAUCCCGAUGAAGAUCUCGCCAGCCUCAAGAGGGAACUUCUUUCCGAUGUCCUAUGGUUCAAUCGACCAAGGCUUGAGUACUGCUUUCGUCAAAUAUCCGACAGGGCAACCAAGUGUCGAGACUCUUGCCUAGACACGAACGACGACGAAGACACGAGGCUUGCAACUAAGCUGUUGGAGCUCCUCAAAUUUAUCGACUUUGAAACCUCUAGAACAACCUCUAGGCACCACUUUGUGCAUCUAGGCGCUAGGGCCAUUAAGCUACUUGAACAGCUCUGCCGCUCAUCAGAAGGCAAGAUAAUGGCAGAGCGAGCCCGAGAAGGCCGCAAGUUUGGAGUCCCAAGCCAAGAAUGCUGGUCUGACCUACAACACAUGAUCAACCGCACGACUGCGUACUCCGAGUCGGUGCGGUUCAUUCUGGCUGCAAAGGUCAGAUGGCCUGGGCUAUUUGACAAGUUCAAAGUGUCAUUUAUCGAGUCGAGUCAGCGGAUGGAGGCGCCCUUUCGCAACAAGAGCCAGACUGCCGACGGCAUCGUCGGGAGGAUGACUAGGAAGCAGAAGAUGAUUGACACCUUUAGGGCGUUUGCACGCGACCUGCAGAAGUUCAAACUGGACGACCUCAUCAUGGGGGUUUGGAAGGAUCCCAAUUUCCGGCCCAUUGUGCAUACCGAGGUGCUGCUUCUCGAUCAUCUUGACAAGAAGGGUCUCCUAGAGCCGCGAUUCUUCUUCAACGAGUGGAUGUACAUUGGCAGCAGCAAGCCGACCUGCAAGCUGUGCCAUCACUAUUUCACACUUCACCACGUCCCAAAUGUGGGACAUCGACCCUCACACGGAAACCUGUACCUGCACUGGCGCUUCCCCGACGUGCUCAAGUCCCAAGGCGAGAUGGGUAUCCAAAAGAGACAGAUAAUGGUCGACAGGGUGCUGCAAAAAGUUCGAAAGGAAGCAUUCGAUAUCGUUUCCAGGAAGGGGACGUCAAGUUACAAGGGCGAUGACUCGUUCACGUACUCUGCUGCGAUGCCCGAGAGGUCGACUGUUGCGGGCUCGGCUGUUGACCUUGAGGACUUGACUUCUAUGAUUGGGCAUAUGGACUUGACAUACCCGUCAACCUCAUCGACACCCCUCGAACUGCAGCAGAGGCUAGGAGGGCUCUGGACCCUUCUAAUCACGACCGCUGUCGGGUUAGUCGAUGCCCAGCCCACCAUCAUCUCAAUCUUGCAGAAGAUACGCACCUUGCCAUGGGAGGAGGAACCCACUGGCGAAGGAGAAGGGUUCAUGGACUUUGACGAUGGCUUCUUUUGGCGGGAGCUUACAGACUGGGCCAGCAGCUGGGCCGAUGACUAUAACCACUACGGGGCACAAUACCUGAUCGAAAAGUCUGACGGCAAAGAGCGUGAAAGGCGUCAAGGAGAGUGGAUAAGUUCCAACAUAUUCGCCGCUCGGCUCGCUUCAACCGGCGACAGGAUGAUCGCCUUAUGCGGCGCAGCCCUCGACACGGCUGGAUCCAUCGCGAUGAGGGAUCUCGAAAAGAAGGACCACGAGACUGAUCCUACAUGCAUCGAAGCAGCCGCUCAGCUCUUUAUAUACGCGGCACCUGAGCUGUUUUGCCUCGUGAGAGCUGACCCCAACGCUAAAGACAUACACAGCAAGUGGAGCCAACAUGAACGUCGGCUUUUGGCUAAGGAGAAAGACCCUUUGGGGGACGAAUGGAAAGCUUGGAGGGAGAAAUGGGCUCGUCUGGCAGAGAUGGAAAGUCUUCCAAAGAGGACUCGAGAGGUUUCCCGGAUGGCUUUGGAAGCGAUGGAUCGGGUCAAGAAGUAA
Molecule: messenger RNA, 2154 nt
Organism: Fusarium keratoplasticum
Lineage: Eukaryota; Fungi; Ascomycota; Sordariomycetes; Hypocreales; Nectriaceae
Exons: 5
Coding region: 1-2154 (717 amino acids)
Source: RefSeq, a predicted model, not a curated record